Molecule: messenger RNA, 2019 nt
Organism: Corylus avellana
Lineage: Eukaryota; Viridiplantae; Streptophyta; Magnoliopsida; Fagales; Betulaceae
Product: Peptide chain release factor 2
Biological process (GO): translational termination
Cellular component (GO): cytoplasm
Molecular function (GO): translation release factor activity, codon specific
Source: RefSeq, a predicted model, not a curated record
UCAAACCCAUUUCGUUCGUCCGAAAGGCGUCGGAAUAGUCGUAAAUAUAUGACGACACGUCGUCGUUUCCUGGACGGGUUACAUCGUCUUGGAGCUCUAAACCCUGAGAGUCCUGAACCUUCAUUCUCUCUUAAACCCUAAACAGGGAGAAGAAUAUCAAUCUUUGUUUUCCCAUUCAUCUUACAAAUCCCAAAAUAAUGUCAUUUCUCAUACUCAGAAAAUCACUUAGAAGCUCCAAAGUCACCACGCAAAACCCUAGAAUUUCCUUCCUAUUCUCUUACGGGUCUCCUUCAUUUUUGUACAAAACCACAGAAGCCCCAUCUGGGUCUCGCCGAUUGUCGCAUUUAAUACCAGAAAACCCUAUUCCACCAUCUGGGUCUCCCAUUUACAGGCAUAGCUUUUCUGGAAUUUACUCCAAUUCACUUCCAAGCAUCAAAAACCUUAGCCAAUUUCGCCAAAGUCCAGUCAUUUUGACGCUGUUUCGAUAUUUUGGUACUGAAGCUGCUAUACAGCCCUCAACUGCAGAUGGGCUCACGGUCGAGGGGAUCUUAGCUAGUAAUUGGACAAUUCUUGAUGAGAGUGAGAGUGAUUGGAAGAGUCAUGCUGCUGCAAUUGCUCAAUCCAUUCAUCUGAUCAAGAAGCGCUUGAGGUGGAAGAAAUUGGUGGUUAGGUUGGAUUUGUUAUCGAUGGAGCUGAAUAAGCCAGAUCUUUGGGAUGACCCUGUGCAUGCCGGGAAGAUUAGCCGUGAACAUGGUUCUCUCAUGGGUAAAAUGAAACAGGUGAGGGCAUUUGAGCGGGAACUGCUAGAGCAUAUUGACAUGAUUAAGCUCGCUGGUGAGGAGAAUGAUGCAGACAUGGAAUCGGAAUCAUUGAAAGCUUUGGUUAGGAUGAGAAGAAAUUCAAAGGAGAAAGAGCUUCAAGCUAUGUUAGCUGGGGAGCAGGAUUCUUGCUCUUGUUACAUAGAGGUUCAAGCUGGAGCUGGGGGUACUGAGAGCAUGGAUUGGGCAGCAAUGGUCAUGCAGAUGUAUAAAAUGUGGGCUCAGCAACGUGGAUAUAAAGUAACCGUUGUGGAUGAAAUGCCUGGUGAGAUGGCCGGAAUCAAGCGGGCAACAAUCAAAGUGGAUGGCGAAUAUGCUUUUGGAUACGCCAAAGCAGAAGUAGGAGUCCACAGGUUGGUACGUAUCUCGCCUUUUGACAGUAAUAAGCGCCGGCAUACUUCAUUUGCUGCUGUCGCUGUAAUUCCAAUCAUGGGCGAUGGAUCUACCCGUGUACAAAUCAAUGAAUCUGAUCUCCGUAUUGAGCGGUUUCGUGCCGGGGGUGCUGGCGGGCAGCAUGUUAAUACAACUGAGAGUGCUGUGAGGAUAGUUCACAUUCCCACAGGAAUUACUGCCACUUGUCAAAAUGAAAGAUCACAACAUCAAAACAAGGCUUCGGCGAUGGCUGUGCUUCAGUCUCGAGUGGACCAGCUCGAGAUGGCUCGCCAGGCUCAGAUGAAUGCACAGCAUACUCAAUCUCUCACUGACAUAACGUGGGGCAGCCAGAUUCGUAGUUAUGUGCUUCAUCCUUACCGCAUGGUGAAAGAUCUGCGAACUAGCUAUGAAGUUUCGGAUCCUGAUUCUGUCCUUGAAGGAGAUCUGGACGGCUUCAUCAUGAGCUAUUUAUCAGCUUCCAUUGAUAAAGAUGAAGAUGGCCGGUGAUCUUAGUUACCGGAUUUCAUUGGCAUUAUGCAUAUUGUCACAGCUGAAUCCAUGCAAAGGUUGAACAUCUGACUCGUGAUAAUUAGCCAUAUCUUGACUAACAACAAGCCAAUCAGCUGCAACGAUGUUCCCUGUCAGGCAUGGGCUUUUGAUGGUCAUGUAGAGAUGAUAUAGUUAAAUUUAGAGAGGGCAUGGCAAUAAAGAUUUUAGUAGUAGGAUGAAAAACGGUCCUUCAAAUGUUUAUUUGUGGUGGAUACAAUCAAUUCAUCGAUACCAAGUUAUUGUCAAUACUUUUUCUUCAAUGAAAUAUUUAUUUGUAGUG